GGAUGGGCCUGACCGCCUUUCAGUAAAAAUGCAGACUUGGUAAUGGCUGCGCAACGGCUAAAGUGUGCUGAAAACAGGACGCCAUAGAACCUGUCGGGUGCAGUUAAUUUUGUGAUUUUCACGUCAACAACUUAUAAGAUGCCGAUUGUUGCGACAGACAGCGAGUUGGACUACCGUGCCAAGAAAUUUAAAGAUUUCAAAUCCAUCAAUCGUAAACAGAUCGUCUGUGCAUCAUGUGGAUCAGAUCUGCACAGGAAGCUAACAGAACCUGGUGGCCUAUUUUUACACCCAUUUACAGAGUCAUUGCAGUGCAAAAAAUGUCACAAUUUUUAUGGGGAUGGAGAUUUCAGUAUGGACGAAGAUAGUGAGGACAAGUAUUGCCGCAUAUGUGGAAAUGGUGGUAAAUUGUAUAUUUGUAGCAACAAGGAUUGUCCAUAUGGUUUCUGCUGGAAAUGUAUCACAAGAUACAUGGGCAACAAUUCAUCUGAUGUUGAAGCAGAUGAUUGGAAAUGUCUCCACUGUAACUGCAAGCCAUUAUGGGAGGCAAGGGCCGUUUGUGCAGCCAUUAUGAAGGAAAAUCCACAAAAACCGAGGAAGCACAAUAUACAAAAAACUAGAAGUGAGCGCUACAAAUCAGAUGAUGACUCUGCCAGUUCUGAGGAUUUAGAAAAUGAUUUUGAAAAUUCAAAACUAAUCAACCGUCGUCGAUCCAGAAGAAUACAUUCUUCCAAAAAUGAUGAUGGGAGGCAUUCUUUAAAAAAACUCAGAUCACGUUAUAAUGAAAGAAACGCUGCGAAAGAUUCUUUAGAGCCACUAAAUAAAAUUAUUGAUAAAUCCAAAUUACCAGCAAAUGAACCAAGAUCGGGAUCGAAUAGAAAAAGAUUAAUCUCAGACUCCAAAAAGUCAGAUUCCGAUGAAAAUGACAAUUCUGAACUGGUCAUGCCCAAUGGGAAAGAUCAGCCAAAUAGCCAGAAGGUAGUUCAUCCAUUUGAACAAGUUAAAAAAUUACACCAACGCGAAAUAUUGUCAAAAACUUCAGCGGACCCAAAAAAAAGGACCAGUGGUAUUAUAUCAGUAAAUGACUCAGUUAGGUUUGAAAAAAAAAUUGCUAUGAAGUCGCAUCCAAGAUUAUCGGAUACCUCAGAAGAUUCAACAAUGGAUUUUGAUGUUCAUGAAUCGGUGGAUAACUAUGUUGGGUCUAAAAGAAAAAAACUGUUCAGAGAUCGUAAUCUGGACAAAACUAAAUCAGCAGUUCUGAAAAGAGCACCAAAUUCUAGUAGAAGCUGGAAUUCCAUGACAUCAACCACACCGUCGAGUAGUAAUGCUGAAGUAGUGGCAGUGGACAAGGGAAGACAAAAAGCUGGGUCUGAGGCUCUGAACAAUGAUGUAGAAGUAGGUGGUAUUGAUAAAUUUAUGAAAAAUAGAAAGACUGAAACUGAGGGCAGAGGCAUGAAACACUUUGCCGCUAGUACGAGAUAUGAUGAAGCUCAAGAACCUAAAAAGACCAAAGGAAAGGAAACUAGAGCAAAAUCAAUCGGGAAAUACAAAGUUGAGCACUCAUUGCAAAGAAACAGAUUGUCAAUGAAUGCUAACUCUCGAAAGGUUAGACCAUUAUUUCCCAUUACAAGAGAAGACGAGGUUUUGGAUAUAAAAAAAGCUACCAUCAAACGUUCUUAUGGAAAGAUCCUGUCUAAUAAGGUUUGUGUUGGUGAGAGACAAGCAACAAUACUAAAAAAACAUGUGGUCAAAUUAGUUGAAAGUAUUAAAUUUUUAGCUGGUGUUUUGAUUCAUGGGGUUAAAAAAAUUACUGAUGAACAAUUAUCAAAUGAUUUCACAAAGGUUUCGAAUGCUUCUAAAGUUGUAUAUAAGUGCGCCAUGUUGAUAAAUCGCUACAAGGAAGGAUUUGACGAAAUUGAGCAAAAGUUCGAAUCCUCUUAUAAGGAUUGGUGCCGUUGUUGUGGCGUUGAAGGUAUUUCUUUCGAUAUGAAAGAUUGCAUGGAUAUUUCCAGCGAUGAAGAAGUAUCUAAAAUGAAGAGAUGUAGUUCUAUUAAUGUCACUGAAAAAAAUGUGAGCGCAGUGGUUGCACAAACAGACAGGAUUAUUGAGAAUACAAACCAUAGUAUUCAUGUCUCCGACAAUAAUGAAAAUCUUGAUGAGCGCGAUGAGCUUAGCAAUGCCAAACCAAAAUUGAAUGAUAAAAGUGGCAAUAACUCUACUGAUUCUCGAUGUGAGGAUGACUUAUUGCAUCCAUCUUCUGUCAAUCAAAGGUCUUCAUUAUCUAAGAAGGUCUCGAACAAUUUCAAAGGUUUGCAGAAAACUAAUGAAAUCGAAGAGUAUUUUGUAAAAGACAAGAGUGCAGUGGAUCAAGUCUAUAGCCAGAGUGAAUCAAAAGAUCCAGUGCACAGCGGAAUAUCAGAAUGCGAUAGCAGUGAAAUAUUUUCAGAGGUUGAAGACAAGACACUUGUAAAAAAUAUAGGUCUAGCUUCAAAUAAUCAAACUUCAGUACUGAUCGCUGAUGUACAGAAUGGCUCAAAAAUGACGUCCACAAUUUUUAUGGAAUCUGGGCAGCAGGAUGUUGCAAGUGAUACACAGAAUGCAACAGAGGUUAAUGAAUCGGAAUCAACUGGAAAUGCAACACAGGAGAAAAAUGCAAUUCAACCGAUAUCUAAUAAAUCUACCGCACAUAGCACACAGCUCGAUUCAUCCAUAAAAGAUGUUCAUAAUAAUUCAGAGGUGAAUGAUUCCAUAAGCACUUGGAGGUUUCAUGAUAUGUUAGACGAAAGCCAGGAGUCUUUGAAAGUGAAACAAGAACGGAUUGAAGAACAUCCUUUGGGUCCCAAGUCAUUAGAAAACACCGAUGAGAUUGCAGUCGAAUUAUCAGACUGUGAAGGAUCUUUAAUUUUUACACAAGUAGUAGUCAACAAUGCUGCACAACAAAUUAAUACCGAUAGCCCAGAACUUGAUGCAGAUUGUGAGGAAUUUCAAAAUAAGGAAAAAAAAUCUUAUAAAGAAAUCAGUGCGCACGAAAUUUUACCUUUAGAAAACGAAAACUCCACGGAAUGCCACAAGGAUAAAAGAGGGAUUGACAGUGACACAGACAAAGUGUUAUCAGAUGACACAGGCACAAAUUUCACAAGCAGUACCAGCAAAACUGAUCCACCUGAAAACGAUGACAUACAGAAUAAUCAAGUGGAUGAUGGCAAUUCGGAAGAGUCAUUGAAGAAAAAGCUUUUAGAAUCAGAUUCUGAUUUCUCUGAUGAAGGCACAAAGGUCACUUCCGAGUUGGAUUCCUUUCAAUUGCGUCUGACCUCAGAAGAAAAUUCGGAAGAGUUUUCAAAGCCUUCCACGGAUUUUUGUGAUGCAAGAAUGAAUGAAAUUCCAUCUAAAAUCAUCAAAACUCACUUGAAUGACACAAUGAAAAACAACAAGAGCCAAAGUAUCUCUCAUAGCAUAGUAGAUAUCCGCCAUCAAAGUUCGAACGAGCUUGCAAAGCGUCGAUUGUUACAUUCUUCCUUUUCAAGUAGUUCAGAUUCGGAUGAAAUGUUACUACCAUCAGUUUCUGAUUCUCAUGACUCUAGUUCUGGUUCAAUUUUUCUAAUCUGCCCUGAUGAAAAAUCUAUUUCAAAAUCAAAUAGGUGCACAGUUGGAGAAAAAACAUUCAAUAUUGAGAACAGUGAUGAUCAUAAGCAGGACAAAAAACUACGAUUUAAUUGUAAAGUUGUUGUAAGAAAGUUGGAUCAAAAAGUUUUGGAACCAUUCAAGCAAUCAUUGGAGAAGUCUAAACGUCAUUUAGAAAAGAAGAGUUUCAAAAGUCUAAUAGAUUUGAGUACAGUCACAAGACACACACGAGGUGCAUCUAAUAGAAAUGGCAGUUCGAGUGAUUCAUCCUCAUCGAAGUCAUCCGUGGAAGAACAUACAAAGAAGAAAAAACUGAACCAAGUACCCGAAAAAGAAGAGACACUGAUGGACCAUCUAGAAAAAGUGAAAAACGGAGAGGACCAUUGCGACCUUUCUAGUGAUGAUAUGAUUGCUAACAAUGAUAUUCUGAAAGGUAUUUGCUCAACAGAGGGUGAAAAAGAAGAACUUGCUGCCAAAGCUGAUCAAUUUGCCAAGCAACUUCUUCUUCAAAGUUCUGACUCUGAAGAUGAGAUGGACAAAUCACUAGCUAACAAGAAGGAGCAGGAAGAAGUCAGACCCGAGUCUCAAAAGGCCAAGGACAAGGGGCAAAAAAAAACCGCAAAUGCGGAAGCAGAGGAUUUGGCAAGUACUAACGACAACGUAACUAAUACAGAAAACGAAGAGAGCGAAGAUAUAAUAAAGGAAAACGAACAAGACAAGUCAAAAAAAAGUUACACCUCCGAUAGCGACGGAUCACGGGAAAAAAAAAAAUUGAAGAACAUGUUGGCUAAUCAUAAUUGGAGACUAACGGAUUCCGACAGUAGCAGUGAUGAGAAAAAAUUGCGGAAAUCACAACUAAAAAAAGAACAAAAAAGUCUGCCAGAGAAGGAUGAUUCAAAAGUCAAGCUUAAGAAGAAGGGAAAACGAAGGGCGUUGGGCUCAGAUUCAGAUGCUGUUAAAUUGACGGAUCUCAGUAACGACUCCGACGAUAAACAGAAGUCAGGUUCUGGUUCAGAAGAUUCCGCUAUCUUAUUCAACAGCUUGAGAAAAAAGAGGAGAAAGCGCAACGACGAGAAAAAAUCAGAUUCUGACUCGGAAUCGGACGAGGAUGCUAAACGACCAAAACAGACAAGAAAACGUAUAAAGAAAAUGGCAUCAGAUAGUGAUAGUGAUGCUCUCAACAAUUCACAAGAUACACCGGGAAAGCUUCACAGAAAAAAUAUUCGAAAAUUACUAAAAGACAAACAAGUGGCGGAUGUAACAAAAAUUGCUGGUAAAGAAGAAGAAGAAAGAUUGAAACGUAUUGCUGAACGUCAGAAACUGUACAAUGAAAUGUAUGAGAUGAAAUUAGCUAGCGAACAGAAGGUUGACAAGUUGAUACUCGACUUUGAUGAAGAGACAAAGAAAGAGCUGAUAAGCGUUCAUGAAGGUUUGGUCGCACGAUUAAAACCACACCAGGCUAAGGGUAUAAAAUUCAUGUGGGACGCAUGUUUUGAGUCAUUGGAACGUAGUAAGUCUACAAAAGGUUCGGGAUGUAUAGUGGCUCAUUGCAUGGGCCUGGGAAAGACUUUCCAAGUGGUAACCCUGGCACACACUUUAUUGACUCAUCCCGAAAUCGGUAUUAAAACUAUUAUGGUGAUCUGCCCACUGAGUACUGUAUUAAACUGGGUUAAUGAGUUCAAGAGCUGGUUGGGCAGCAUCGACAAUGGCAGCGCUGUGAAAGUUUUUGAGAUGACUAAAAUGAAGAAAAAUUUCGAACGAAAAUUUCAACUAGACAAGUGGCAUCGUACCGGAGGUGUUAUGGUCCUCGGAUAUGAGAUGUUUAGACUUUUGAGCAAUCAAACGGGCAAAAAAAUGCGAAAGAGUUUGCAUGAGGCAAUUUUGAAAUGUCUUGUUGACCCUGGACCUGACCUAAUUGUUUGCGAUGAGGGCCAUUUGCUUAAAAAUGAAGAUACCGCUUUAAGCAAGGCUAUGAGGCGAGUGAAAACACUCAGAAGAAUAGUUCUCACAGGCACACCAUUGCAAAAUAAUUUGGUGGAAUACCAUUGCAUGGUACAGUUCGUGAAACCAAACCUGCUUGGUACCAAGAAGGAAUUUUUAAACAGAUUCGUUAAUCCUAUAACGAAUGGUCAAUUUGAUGAUUCAACCGAAUAUGAUGUAAAGCUUAUGAAAAAACGUGCCCACGUAUUGCACAAAAUGUUGGAAGGAAGUGUGCAAAGGUUCGACUACUCCGUCCUGACUCCUUUCUUACCUCCGAAACAGGAGUAUGUAAUUUUCGUCAGGUUGACAGAUACACAAAUCAAGUUGUACCAGCAUUAUAUAGAUAAUUAUUCGAGAAAAACAUUGGGUGCAGGGUCCUUGUUUGCUGACUUUCAAGCUUUGCAAAGAAUAUGGACCCAUCCCAUAGUCUUGCGCAUGAAUGCAGAAAGAAUAGAAAAGCUCAAUGAAAAGAGACGUCUAGAGUCCAGUGAUUCUGAAGGCUCGUUAAAAGAUUUUAUAGAUGAUGGGAGUGAUUCAAAGUCCACUACCACUGAGGAUAGUGACAUACAAUCAGCUCAUGACUCAAGCGAUGAGAAAACCUCUACAUAUAAAUCAACACGUUCGACUAGAGCCAACCCUAUCGAUGUUGCCUCAGUAAAAAUGGACGCAGAUCCAGAGCCUGUACAAUCUAGUGAGUGGUGGAGGCAGUUUGUUGAGCCAGAACAUUUGGAAGAUAUGCGGACAUCUAGUAAACUACUGCUUCUAUUUGCCAUUUUGAAAGAGUCUGAGCAAAUUGGGGAUAAAGUUCUCGUGUUCUCUCAAUCAUUGUACGCGCUGUCUUUAAUCGAAGAAUUUCUCGGCAAAGUUGACGACGAAACACAAAAUGGUAAAGAACCCAAUGAACUGCUCGACGGUCAUACUGGCAGUUGGUCUCCAGGUUUGGAUUACUUUAGACUUGAUGGUCAAACACCACCUGAAACUAGGAGUCAGUGUUGCAAGAUUUUCAAUAACCCCAAGAACAGUAGGGCAAGAUUAUUUCUGAUAUCGACACGAGCUGGUGGUCUUGGCAUCAAUUUGACAGCUGCUAACAGAGUGAUCAUAUUCGAUGCUAGCUGGAAUCCUUCACACGAUGUGCAAAGCAUAUUCAGGAUAUAUAGAUUUGGCCAAAAAAAACCUUGCUAUGUCUAUCGGUUUUUGGCCCAAGGUACUAUGGAGGAAAAGAUUUAUAAUCGUCAAGUGACCAAAUUGUCUUUAUCUUGUCGAGUGGUCGACGAACAACAAAUUGAGCGACAUUACAGUAACCAUGACUUGGCAGAACUGUAUCAAUUUGAACCUAAUACAAAGGAAAAGCCCACGCUAAACUUACCUAAAGAUAGGUUGCUGGCAGAAAUUUUGCGCAAGUAUGAAGACAGGGUGGAAACGUUCCACGAGCAUGAUUCCCUCCUGGAAAACAAGGCGGAAGAAGAAUUAGAUGAAGAGGAACGGAAAGAAGCUUGGAAGGAAUACGAAGAUGAACGUAAAGGACGAAAAAUCCAAUUCAACAACUUUAACAAUCCAAAUUUUGCUCUGCACCAAUACAAUGAGCUUAUUAGUAUGAAUCAAGCCGAAAUUGCUCAGCGGGCAGCACUUUCUGGAAUUAAUAUUGAAAAUCUGCAGGCCCUCAUUCAAAAAGAUUAUCCAAACGCUACUCCGGAACAACAACAGAUGAUGACCACUCGGACGAUUAUGGAUAUGUAUACUUACAUGGAAAAUGAAACUAUUCGACGACAACAAAUGGCAGCAGCUCAAUACAAUCUACAGCAGCAACAGUUUCAGCAGCUGUUAGUACAACGUGAUCAGCAAACAAAUUAUGCCAAACGUAUGCCUCAUGCUAGAGGGCCUAUAGCUGGACCCACCGUAAGCAGACAAGCCCCAGUAGUCGAUUUGCAUUUAGACGACAAUGAUAUCAUAGAGGUUCCAUCUUCACCUGUAUCAGCAGCGGGAUCUGCCACAUCCCCCUCUGUACAGGCACCUUCGGUAUCAACUCCUCCUGGGAAUAGUAAGAGCCAGGAGGAAUGAUUUGUGACAUAGAGAAUCUCCACUAUACGCAAACCUUUCAAGAGUUAGGUUGAAAAACGACACUACUUCUCAGUAUAUAAGAAAUGUAUGUUAAAAUAAUAAUAAUCCUUGAUUAACAAAUAA
Messenger RNA from Athalia rosae (coleseed sawfly), 7779 nucleotides. RefSeq names its product transcriptional regulator ATRX-like. Gene Ontology annotation, cellular component: nucleus. The record is from RefSeq and is a predicted model, not a curated record. Lineage: Eukaryota; Metazoa; Arthropoda; Insecta; Hymenoptera; Athaliidae. Bases 139 to 7656 code for a protein of 2505 amino acids. Gene Ontology annotation, molecular function: ATP binding; ATP hydrolysis activity; ATP-dependent chromatin remodeler activity. The transcript is spliced from 20 exons.